Messenger RNA from Solanum verrucosum, 2102 nucleotides. Its product is annotated as pentatricopeptide repeat-containing protein At5g04780, mitochondrial. The transcript has a single exon. The record is from RefSeq and is a predicted model, not a curated record. Gene Ontology annotation, molecular function: RNA binding; protein binding; zinc ion binding. Gene Ontology annotation, biological process: RNA modification. Lineage: Eukaryota; Viridiplantae; Streptophyta; Magnoliopsida; Solanales; Solanaceae. Bases 1 to 1869 code for a protein of 622 amino acids.
AUGAAUGCCUUACAAAGAAGCAAGUUUUGCAAUCUCUGUAAUGCUCGCCGGAGAAAUUUAUCCUCCAUCGCCGAUGCUACACUUCAUAAAUCCGACUAUGAAGAACACAACGUUUAUGGAGAGUACAAAAAUUCAAUUAUUCUACCAUAUUUGCACCGGGCAGUACAAGAAUGCGCAAAACAAAGGAAUGCAAUGACCGGAAAAUCGAUGCAUACCCAGAUUAUAAAAUAUGGAUAUGAAGUUGAUAUAUUGACAACAAACAUGCUCAUCAACAUGUAUUCGAAAUGCGGCAUUGUUGAUUUCGCUCGUAAGGUGUUCGAUGAAAUGCCUCAAAGAACACUUGUUUCUUGGAACACCCUGAUGGGUUCGUAUAUACAGAACAGAGAUGAAGAUGAAGCUCUGCGUCUUUUCGUUCGAAUGCAAAGGGAAGGGAGUCAGGUUAGUGGGUUUACUGUUUCAGGUGUACUUUGUGCUUGUGCUGCUAAGUUUGCUGUUUUAGAAAGUAAACAAUUGCAUGGUUUUGCUAUUAAGGUAUCAGUGGAAUCUAAUGUUUUUGUGUCAACUGCUUUGCUUGAUGUUUAUGCUAAAUGUGGGUUGAUGAAAUAUGCUUUUCGUGUUUUCGAUUCUAUGAAUGAGAGGAAUGAGGUUACUUGGAGUUCAAUGGUUGCUGGAUAUGUCCAAAAUGAGUUAUAUGAGGAGGCUAUAAUGUUUUUUCAUAGGCUACAAAAGUCCGGGAUAGAGCAUAACCAGUUUACUCUUUCUUCGGUUAUAUCUGCUUGUGCUGCGAUGGCUGCUUUGUUAGAAGGGAAUGAGACGCAUGCUAUAGUGUGGAAAACUGGUUUUGGUGCCAAUGUUUAUGUGGCUUCAUCUCUUGUGGACUUAUAUGCAAGAUGUGGAAGUGUUGACGAAGCGUAUAUUGUUUUUUCAAAUGCUGAGGUGAAGAAUGAUGUAAUAUGGAAUUCAAUGAUUUCUGGCUUGGCUAGAAAUGCGCGGUCUUUAGAGGCGAUGACGUUGUUUGAGAAAAUGCAGUUAGCAGGAUUUUACCCGAAUGAGUGGACUUACGUCUCUGUGUUAUCUGCUUGUAGUCAUAUGGGCCUUGUUGACAAGGGACGGAUAUAUUUUGCCAAGAUGAAGAAAGAACAUAACUUGUCUCCCAAUGUAUAUCAUUAUUCAUGUAUGGUUGACAUUCUUGGUAGAAAAGGUUUGGUUGAAGAAGCUAAGGAUUUAAUAGAAAAUAUGCCGUUUGCUGCAACUGCUUCCAUGUGGGGUUCUGUAUUGGCCUCUUGCAGGGUCUAUGGAAAUGUUGAGGUGGCUGAAAUUGCUGCUAAACAUCUGUUUGAGCUCGAGCCUAAUAAUGCUGGAAACCACGUCUUGCUUUCAAACAUAUAUGCUUCCAAGAGAAGGUGGGGCGAUGUUGCAUCAACAAGAAAGCUUCUUAAAGACAGUGAAGCGAAGAAAGAAAGAGGCAAGAGUUGGAUACAGAUAAAAGACAAGGUUCACACGUUCAUGGUCGGGGAGAGAAAUCAUCCAAGCAUUAUAGAGGUUUAUUCAAGAUUAGAUGAAUUGUUGGUAGGUAUGGAGAAGUUAGGUUACAAAGGUGAAACCGAACACGACUUGCAUGAUGUGGAAGUGAGCAGAAAACAUGAGCUUCUGAGACAUCAUAGUGAGAAGCUUGCUUUUACAUAUGGAUUGAUGUGUUUGCCCUCAACUGCUCCUAUAAGAAUUAUGAAGAACCUCAGGAUCUGUGGGGACUGUCAUUCUUUCAUGAAGUUUGCUUCAAAAGUAACACGGAGGGAAAUCAUCGUCAGAGAUGUUAAUCGUUUUCAUCACUUUACUAAUGGAUCAUGUUCAUGUGGAGAGUUUUGGUAAAGAACGUAACUGCUUUGGAUUUUAGAUCCUUUCUCUGAACCAAGUUUUUUGGUUCAGAAACGUGGAAAAAGUAAUUAAAAUCUGGUUCUUGUAGACCUCGACAUGUAUAAGAAAUCAGAGGCAUUUUAUCACGGAGUACCUGUUAUCUCAACAUAAUGGUGUUACAACAACAAGCUGGUCAAAAACCACUUUUCCUCCAAGCAUCUGAUGUGAUCACAAACUUUGUAAACAAG